UUUUACUUUUGAGAGCGUCCAGCGGAUGUAACGUCUAAUUUUUGAGAUGUCAUCGUUGCUCGUCAUUUCUCGGCCCAAAUUCUGUUUAAACUGGAAAACGGCGGAAUCCGCCGGGUCCGCGCCUGGGAACCGGUUCGGCAGGUGACGGCCCCAGGUGAAUGACCAUGUGGGAGAAAACCUUUCUGCUGCUGCUUAUCGCUGUGGAAGCUGCGGCAGCGUCUCAGUGCUGGCAGGGGGCGACCUUCUCUGAGUCCGUGGUGUCUCCAGCAGUGGAGAGCAGCGGGAUCCUGCGGGUGCCCGGCGUGGCAUCGCUGCCUCAGUGCGUGGCGGCGUGCUGCGACUUGCCGGGCUACGACCUGGCCUGGCUGUUCGAGGGUCGCUGCUACAUCCUGAGCUGCCAGCAGAGGGAGAACUGCCGGCCCAGACAGAGGCCCGGGGCCGACUCCUUCCUCGCCUUCCUGCAGAGGGCUUCGCCACAGGCGCUGGUGCUGCAGUCUCUGGUGAGGGGAGCGCCCCGCCGCAGGCCCCCGCCCCAGCCUUCAGAGGCCCCCGGGGACGUGGAGGCUGUGCAGGAUCUGGCUCUGUUUGAUAAACCAAGACGGGACUUCUCUGACUCCGGGACCCUGGACGUGGAGUUACCAGAGGAAAUCCAGGAGCAGAGAGGCGGUGCUGCUCCAGAGACAGUGAUGACCACCCAUCAAUCGGCUUUAAAGGGAAGACACAAGUUCAACCAGUCAGAGGCUGAGCCUGGUCCGACCGCCAGCACCGUGAGCAAGCCUGCAGCCUCCUCUGUGGGAAACAGCAGUCAGGGGCCUGAGGACAGAAGCAGGAGACCCACAGACCCAGCACUAGUUAAGGGAAUGAUGGAGAUACGGAGUGGCACUAAUCCUACAUCCACUGACUCCACUCAGGAGAACGAAUGGUCAGUCGCCUCCUCUGCUGCUCCCAGUGGCAGCAUGAACCCAGUUGGACCCUUGCUGGUGUCCGUGGGAAGCCCUGUAGCACUGGCACCGCCCAUAGUGGCUAAACCUGCACCUGACUCACUGAGCACCAUCCAAGCCCAGGGCUGGGCCGUGACCUCUGACCCCAGCAUGCCAUCGGCAGACACACCGUGUGCUACAACGGCGUCACAGCUCAGAGGGGCAAACCGUGGGCCACUGGCUGUUGUGGGUCCAGACAGGACACUGUUUUUUCCAGUGAGCAGCCUAUUGCUCAACGGCAGCAGCAGCACAGAUGACCGUGGCAUCGUCCGUUAUCACUGGGAGGCCGUCAGGGGUCCUCCAGGGUUAAACAUAGAUGGAGUGGGUCUGGCUGUUGCCACGGUGACAGGUCUGCGAGUGGGGCGAUACACCUUUAGACUGACAGUGGCUGACCAGCAGGGAGCGACUGACAGCGCCUCGCUGACUGUUUGGGUGCAGGAGGCCACAAGCCGUCCCCCGGUCGCGCAUGCCAGCGGCAGCCACACUCUCACGCUGCCCAACAACUCGCUGGUCCUCAGAGGCUCCAUGACUGACGGGGCCCAGGCUGAGGUCCGCUACCUCUGGGUCAGAGACAGCCAGAGUCCCGCUGCUGGGGACGUGCUGUACGGCUCAGAGACCCAGGCCUCACUGUACCUGGCCAACCUGGUGGAGGGAACCUACCUGUUCCAGCUGAAAGUAAACGACGGCCACGGGCGCUCCAGCACCGCCACAGCUACCGUGGAGGUCCGACCCGAGCCUGGUGGCGGUGAGGAGGUGGAGCUGGAGAUGCUGGUGUCCGUGUCCCAGGUCAGCGUGGCUCAGAAGGACAAGGUGGUCCAGCAGCUCGCCGCCCUGCUCCACGUCUUGGACGAGGACGUCCAGGUCCGAGCGCUGCGGGGCCACUCGCACCUCAGCACGGUGCUGCGGUUCUCAGUGCGGGGCCCCUCGGGGUCUCUGUCCAGCUCCAGAUUAGUUCAUCUGCUGAGGAGCCAGCUGCUUACAGAGAAGCGCGACUAUUUGCUGUUUCGAGUCCUGAGAGUCGACACAGUCUUGUGUCUCCUUCGCUGUUCAGGCCACGGUCAGUGUGAUCCCGUCUCCAAGGAGUGUUCCUGUGAUCCUUUCUGGACGGAGAACCUGGUUCGACGUUAUCUUGGCGACGGGGAGAGCAACUGUGAGUGGAGGCUCCUGUAUGUUGUCCUCACCAGCUUCAUGCUCGUGGUCUCCAUCCUGUCCGUCAGCUGGACCUUCGCCUGCUGCUGCAAGAGGGGGAGACAGGCCAGGGUGAGGAGGAAAACCAAGUACACCAUCCUGGACAACAUGGACGAGCAGGAGAGUGUGGAGCUUAGGCCCAAAUUCAGUAUCAAACACCGCAGCACCGACCACAACUGCAGCCUGAUGAUGUCUGAGUCCGAGCUGGACAGCGACCAGGACACCGUCUUCAGCAGAGAGCGGCCCGUCCGCAGCAGGAACCGGCUCAGUGCUCGGGCCGCCCACAACGGACAUUCCUUCGGAUAAUGGGGGGAACACACGGACGUGACCCCGCGGGACAGAACAGUGAGACUACAACACCCAGGGGUCCUGUCCAGUGAGCUCAGUAGGAGGAACCAGGUCCCUGAUCCAUGUGAGACUCAGGACCAGGAGGACAAACCACAGGAUGCUUAGGUGGAAACCAACAAAGGACAACCUGAUAUCCCGAGAUGACGUUUGGCUUUAGCACAGGCUCAGCUCACGCACUAGUAGCUAGUAGAUGCACCUUUGCUAGCCUAGGCUAAUAACUGCCUGGUGAUGCUGCACUACGCUAGUAACUGGCCAGUGAUGCUUUGCUACGCUUGGAUAGUAACAUGACAAAUCUAAUUGACUUUAACAUCAGAUACAACUUACAAUACAUACAAAUACAGCAAAGUCAAUCUCUGUUGUAUUGACAAAUGUGUGUGACUUAUGCAUAACACAAAAUUAUUACUCUGGUUUCAGCAGUAAUGUGAUGUCACGUUACUGCAUGUAAUAUUGCAGUUUCACCUUUAUUGUCCAUUAUUAUUAGAAACAAAAGGUUUUUGUUAAAGCCACUGGACAGGAUCAGGUCAUUAACGCAAACAUCUCCACCAGACGAACUGAUCCAGGAGGUUGAAGUAACAAUUACUUAGUAAUUUCUUAAACAACAUCAAAUGAAGUGUUUUAAUUCUAACGUUACACUCUGUUCUGCUGUUAAGUGUCCUACACUACAACAGCUCAUGAGGACACAUCUGCAUGCAGCCAACAUUAAAAUGAUGUUUCAUUUAUGAGCAUGAUAAUUGAACUAUUUAAGUGAAUGUUCAAUGUAUAAAUGACACAUUUAAUA
Betta splendens (Siamese fighting fish) is the source of this 3294-nucleotide messenger RNA. RefSeq names its product KIAA0319 ortholog. Gene Ontology annotation, cellular component: cytoplasmic vesicle; plasma membrane. The record is from RefSeq and is a predicted model, not a curated record. The transcript is spliced from 16 exons. Bases 159 to 2474 code for a protein of 771 amino acids. NCBI's taxonomy places the organism in Eukaryota, Metazoa, Chordata, Actinopteri, Anabantiformes, Osphronemidae.